This is a messenger RNA of Melampsora larici-populina 98AG31, 783 nucleotides long. RefSeq lists its product as uncharacterized. Bases 1 to 783 code for a protein of 260 amino acids. The transcript is spliced from 4 exons. The record is from RefSeq and is a predicted model, not a curated record. Lineage: Eukaryota; Fungi; Basidiomycota; Pucciniomycetes; Pucciniales; Melampsoraceae.
AUGGAUGUGACCCCAUCCGGAGAGCUCAAUGAGCACCAUUCAGAGGAUCCAAUUCAUCUCACUCCUGCUUCUAAAGAAACCGAUGACUUGAUCACAGCGGGUCUCAUAGAAGGCUCAGUUUCAGUAACAGCGGCUCUCACAGAAGCGCACGAGCCGGCUCUGCUUCAGAAUCAAGAUUUCAGCGCACGAAAUAUGGAAGCGCCUGAAGUUGAUGCACUUUUGGCCAUCGAUCUUCGGAUAAGGCUUUUGGAAACCAUCAUCGCAGGCUCUGUAUCAUCAUCGGAUGCAUUCCAAGCUCGUGUCGGUGGUUCAGAUCGUCAAAAAUUUGGCACACGCGCCGAGACGGUUGUGAAGAAAUUGAACGACGUACUACAUGCCAAGCAUAACGACGUUGUUCGCCGAUUUGUUGAGAGUUACGAUCUGAAUGAACCACUCCUACACAUCCCCAACCCUAUCUAUCAGCAGGCGCAGUCGAUUUUGGAAAAGGAUCAACGAUUAACUGCCAAUGAAAAGCUUAGUCUCGUGUUCGAGAGCGAGACAGAACUUACGACCCUCGAAAAGGAUUUAAGAGAAAUCGAUAUGUUGAACAGUCGAGGUUUUCUAGAUUCGGGCAAGCUCACAGAUGGUGGUCCUAUGAAGGAUGAUUUGAAGAGGCUGACGGAGGAGGUGAAACUCCAAAUCGAGCGCAUCACGACCAUGGAAAGCAGGACUUCCUUCACUGCUAAACCCAAUGCCGGACUAGAAAGGAACGUGCCGAAAACCGCUGAUGGUCGCCUGAUCUGA